Molecule: messenger RNA, 9739 nt
Organism: Magallana angulata
Lineage: Eukaryota; Metazoa; Mollusca; Bivalvia; Ostreida; Ostreidae
Exons: 27
Coding region: 161-8953 (2930 amino acids)
Cellular component (GO): membrane
Molecular function (GO): protein binding; calcium ion binding
Source: RefSeq, a predicted model, not a curated record
UCAUUUCCAACCAGUGAAAGCGACACACCAAUUAGGAAAGGAUAUUGAUAUACAAUUUAAAUAUCUUUUAAUGAUCGUAAACUGAAUUUUAAACACAGAGACCAAAGGGAGCAAACGGACGCUUCAAACUUAUUAUAUUAUGGACUAAAUAUCAGAAUUGAUGUUAACACAUUACGGACACUGGGCAGCUAAUAUGCAAAGACAGAUUUUGGCGUGUUUAAUAUUUGUGUGUAUAAUUCGUCGAACAUCAUCAGCUGCUACAGCAUUCGAGGUAGCACCCGGCGAAACAAACCUGGUACAACUACAAGAUGGGGGGUCGAGCAUUCUAAAAUUGGAGUAUGAAUCCACGGACACGGCAACCUAUACUUUUGCUGCCAGUUUGGAUACUGGGACUACUUUCGACACUUCUAGUGCGACCAAAGACCCAAACCUAAAGACAAUCGAGUAUACUCUGCUGCCAUCGUUUGUGACGGAUGGGUACGGCACGUACUUGUUAAACCUUACCCUAGAUGAUGGAACAUCCGGCAUUGACGUCUACAAAGAAGUGGUACUAUUUUACGAAGAAGCAAUCGCCGGAUUCCAGAUAUCAAGAACCAAUACUUUCCUCGGGCUAAAUGAGCUAUCUACUUUUACAGUCACCUUUACGAGUGGUUCAAAUGUAGAAACUGAGUGGUUUUUGGACACAAAUGAUACCUGUUUGAAGCAACACACGGGCACAGGUGCCCGGACCGAAAAUGUUGAUUUUACGUUUACCGUUGGGGGUACACAUAAUGUCACUGCCGUAGCGGCUAAUACGGUUUCAAGAACUUUUCACUCUCUUAUAGUGGAAGCUAUAUACCACAUCAACGGAAUAACUGUAUCAACACCAACUACAGCAGUUGGAGUGAAUCAAAACUACAACAUAACUGUUAAAUUAGGAUCUUCUGCUAAUUUACCACAGGGGACAAUAAAAGUAAAUGUUUCAUAUGGUGACGGAGCAGUUGAAACCAUUGAUUUGUCGACACAAAUUACAGCCAUGCAAGGGGCCGGGUAUAUGAUUCAACAUGUCUAUUCCAGUCAAGGGAAUUACUCCAUUUCAUGUGUUUUUUACAAUGAAAUAGGCUCAUCAACUAUCGCAAAGGAGGCUUAUAUUUGGGAAGCGCUUUCAGUAACCUUAAGUUCAGCUUUUGCCUUUGAAGAAGGAACAGCUCUUGUGUUUGACUUUGUUUCUACACCAGCUUCUAAUUUUUACUUUUCUGUAUCGUUCGGAGAUGGUGCUUUGCAUGAAGUUACAGAUGCUGAUUUGAGUCAACCAUAUUCGUUUUCAUCUUUUAAUCAUUCAUACACUGGAGUUGGAGUAUACAAUGUCACUAUGACGGCAUGGAAUCCGUUUUACGUCAGCGUUUGUUCAUAUGAGGUACAGGCUCUAAUACCGCUGCUCCCAGACAACACAACACUUACCCCAACGACUGACGAGAUACCUUUUCCAGAUGGAGUCGUAAAUUUUACCUUGAUAAUGACUGCUGACAAAAACACGCCUACUGAUGUGUUGUGCACGUUUGAUUACGGCGAUUCAACAGUUGAAACUAAUGUGAGCACAGUUUUAGCCUACAACGUUGCUGUUGUUAAGCCUCAUACGUAUACUGCUGGAGGGACAUACACAGUUACCUUUAAUUGCCUGAAUCUUAUAAGUACCUUGCAAAAGACAGCAACAAUAAUUGUUAGGGCGUUUACUGUUAAUGAUUUUGGGCUUCAAGUUGAUAAUCCAGUACCUAUGAACAUGACAUUAGACGGCUCUUUGCCUAAAGCGGUUCCUGCUGAAGUUACUUUUACUUUAACAUUAUUUGCUUGUUCCCGAAUGCCUCCCAAUAUCACCGCUACUUGGAACUUUGGCGAUGGUGCAAGUACCACUCAACCUCAAUCAACUUUCGAGAAGCAGCAUACAUAUUCUAUCAGAGAAACCGUGCCAUUUAAUGUCGUGAUUCAAGACAGCAUUGGGACUACAAAAACCAUCUCAACAAGUCUUGCUCUAGGCAUUUCGACGCUUACCACCGACGUUCAACAAGCGGCCGUAGGAACGGGUACUUUCACGUUAACUGCUACGGUUUUAUCAGGGUCCACCACCUUUGAUUUUGAUGUGGACUCUACUACGGAUACACCAGCCCAAAGUUCAGGCACUUGUACAAUUUCAUACGCUAAAUAUGGAAUCUACUUCCCGAAAGUUACGGCAACAAAUGGUAGUGUGACAGAAAUCGUGUACCUCGCUGAACCGCUAAAGGUAGAUUAUGACAUGACGGGAAAUCUGGCCAUUGACUUCAGUAAUACAACAGUGCUCCUACCCCCAGGCCACGUAACGAUAACUAUAACGUCUGCUACAAUGUCAUUCCCAAUGGUUACAUGCAGCUUAAUCUCUGGUGACCUUAUUGACACUCAUACGCAUGUUAAAUCACACAACAUUACUCCUUCGUCCCCUUUGGUUUUUCCUUAUACCUACCAAACUCUCGGAAACCAUAGCUUAUCUGCAAACUGCUCUAACUUUUUGACAACCAUUCCAAUAUUUAAUAGCGUUUAUGCACAAAAUCCAUGCUUUACAAAAAAUGGAAUAUUUGAUCGACAGUAUUCCGACAUUUCAAACCCCAUGAAAGUUUACACGUCUCAAGAUGUCUAUGUGUCUAGCCGAAUGGGAGUCACGUGUAUCGAUAAGACAGCGCUUUUCCAAUGGGAAAUUUUUUCGAAUUACACUAGUGAGGAGGGAAAAGUCCACUAUCCUUACACUAAUCCCAUCAGUCCAUCGAAAGGGACUAUGCUUUUCCCCAGGGCCAAAAUACCUGAAGGGGUGUACCUCGUGACUUUGAACGUUUCUCUAGAUGGUACGUGGAUAAAGGAACCGAUCGUUAUAAAUUUCGUCAAACCUGCACCAUAUGCUUUUAUCGCCGGUGGUUCAAAGAAAGUGGCGAGAAAGAUGGAUGAAGUAAUUGACAUUAACGCAUUGGAUGAAUCGUACGAUGCCGAAGGGGGAUUUGGAGUGAAUGGAAAUCUAAUCUUUAGCUGGGAAUGCAAAACUGUAAACACGUCAGACCUGACUCAAUUAGAAACAAUCGUGAACAGUGGUUUCGUCGAUUCGACUACUGCCAUUGGAGAUUGUGUUCUUGAUGCUGGCACUGUGUCUGGAAAAAAGAAACUGAACAUCACUUUAUCUCCUGGAUAUGUUGUCACGGUUACAGUUAGUGAUGGAAAGAAAGCCUCCAAGUUUUCUCAGAUGCUAAGUAUUCUGGAAGGGAAUCCACCAAACAUGCAAUUAAAAUGCAUUAUCAACUGCAAGGAAAAAUUGGCUGUAACCUCCAGAAUGAAUGUAUUAGCAGAAUGUAUGGACUGUACCGCAUCUGAAUUCCCAACGUACCGAUGGACUUUAGAGGAAAACGUCAACGGCGUUUGGACACCCAUCGACCUUUCCUUAAAAACGGCAAACGGAAUUUCCAAUCAGGCUCUAGUGUUGAACGAAAAUACACUUAAAACCGGAACGCAGUACAUGAUUAAGUUGACAACAACAAUUUCCACUCGUUCAGGACCAAGUGUGGUUAUAAUGGAUAUCGUCACCAACUACCCACCUUAUAACGGCGCAUGCACCGUGACCCCUACUGAAGGUAAAGCGUUGGUAGACAAAUUCAGCGUCGAAUGUUCCAACUGGGUUGACGAGGGUGCGUACAAAGAGCGUAAUCUGACACGAGACCUGGCCAAUGGGGAGCCUCUGACCUACUUAUAUGAGACGUUAACCAGACGGAACCGGGCCACCGGCAAUGAAACCAUAAAAACAGAAGUGUUUCGAGGGGGUGAGAGUACCAUUACUGAUGUGCCGUUUCAGCUUGGGGACCCGCUGUUUGAUUACAAUGUGACUGUUCAAGUACAAGUGUUUGAUCGAAUUGGUGACAAGACUUUAUUUGAAAUAAACAUUAAGGUUAAACCAAUGGACAAUGUCACUCCGAACUCCAGCUCCGAUACAACAGCAAUCACUUCGCUCUUCAAUUCCUUUGAAUCGGCUUACAACAUUACCAACGCUGGGGGCAAUGAUAUGGGCGUGGUCCGACUAGUUAGCGCUGUGUCCUCCUACAUUGUGGACGCCGGGGGUGAUACACAAGGAACAUCGGAAGAGGACAUCUUGUCUGGAGCAACUUCCGUCACCGACUCUGCUACCAGUGAAGUGACUAAAUUAUAUCAGGAGAAAACCACGGAAAUGACAAAUAUUCUUCUAAACACUGUAUCUUCUGAUACAAGCACUCCCAAACAGUUUAGUGCCACGGACGUUCAACAAAUAUCAUCUGCACUGGAAACCGUCAUGAAACCGUCAUACAUUACCAGUGAUUCUGCGAAAACAUCUACAACAAUUGUACAGUCAAUGAUGACCAGUGUUUUGAAUACAUCUUUGUCCAAACCGUUCCCAGUAGAAAACUUAGAGAGCAUUCAAAGUUCUGUUCAAAGUACGGUGAAGGUCUUAGAUAGCAUUUUAUCCUCUAUGCUUCCGACCACUGUGAUGGACGUUUCUGCUGCAAUAACACUCGAUUCCAUCAUUGCUGAGCUAACGGAAAAACAGGAACAGGAGACGGCUCAAGCAGACUUGCUGGGAACGACCGUCACCCCAAUGACAACAGCGGAUAUCCAAACAAAGGCUGAGCUUUUGUACCAAAUUAGAAUCAAAGAACAAGAGAAACAGAAAGAACAAGCAUUAUUUGCGGAAGAAAAUGUUGCAAAGAUAGAGGCCGCAUUGGUAGAUAUGAAAAAAAUUCUUUUACUAACGCAAGAAGUAGGUGAAGGGUCCAAGACCUUAUCCCAAGGUGGACUUGACGUGAGCACAGAAAAAAUAACAAUCGAAAGCCUCCUAAACAGGACUGAGGGGAUAGUGAAAGGAAUUCAACUGGAUUUUGAUUUAGGCAACAAUACUACUGCUGAUGGGAACCAAACGAUACUGGAUGUGGAGGUGGUAGUACACUCGAAGAAUCCAUACAUGUAUGGAACAGAUGCCUCAUCAAUCACAUCUCCCGUGACGUCAGUUGUUGUCAGUGGAGACAUACGCCCGGAUGUAAAAUUCAAGAAUCAAGGAUCUAUACAUUACCAAGAUUAUGUUCCCAAGUCUGAUCCCAAUGACCCGGACAAAAUUGUGUAUAUCACGUUUAAGAUGGCAAAUGAAGGGGAUUCGGUCAUUGCCUACAUCAAACCACACAACAUGGAUCCCACGGACCGGAGCACAUGGUCGUUAUACACAUUGUAUCUUGGUGAUCUGACUUAUCCAAAGUCCUCCUCUUUCGAUUUCUCUAAACCAUUGAGCAUCGCUGAUUGGACAGAUUACGGGUUUAAGGUGUUCAUCAAAGCAGGACUUUGCAACAAGGGCACCUGUUUCUUUGGUCUCAAACCUAUGCAGAUGGCAGACUACAGUUCAUUUGCUGUCCGAACAAGGCGGAAGCGUCAGGCUAUUUCGACAACCCCCGCAACCGUCGAUAACUCAACCUUACUGGUUGUAGACGCGAACUUCAGCGUAGUUAUUGCCACAACUGGAUGUAGAGCGUGGGACGUCAAAUCCAAAGCGUGGGUUUCUAAUGGAUGUGUGGUUCUGCCCAUGAGUACUAUAAACGAAACAGUAUGCAGAUGUCCAAGUCCUUCCACUGGGAAUAUCUUUGCCUCUUCCUUCUAUGUCCCUCCAAACAUGAUCGAUUUCAAUACCGUGUGGAGUAAAUUUGAUCCAGCGAACGCUGCCGUCUACGGAACUGUUAUAGCUCUAUUUGUUGUGUACGCCAUUGCAGCUAUCCUUUUACGAAGAGAAGACAACAAAGACACUGAAAGGUGGGCCAUCCAUUUCUUAGUGGACAGUGAUUCCACCGACGAAUAUUUCUACAUGAUCACGGUACACACCGGACUUCGCCGAGGGGCGGGUACGAAGUCUGUCGUCAACUUUGUGGUGGCCGGCGACGAGGACGACUCUGGUGUACGGAUCCUCAGCGAUGGCAUUAAGGAGGGAUUUGACACCGGAAGUGUACGAAAGUAUUUUAUGGGGACUAAAACUGCACUUGGCGGGCUUACAUAUAUACGUAUUUGGCAUGACAAUUCGGGAUCUGGUGAAAAUCAGAAUUGGUACCUUAACAAAGUUGUGGUGGAUGAUCCUCAGACUAACAUUAGAUAUGUGUUCCUUUGCGACCGAUGGUUGGCGCUGGAUCAGGAUGAUGGGCAGGUUGAACGCGUGGUGCCUGUGUGUGGAAGAGACAACCUCGUAGCAUUUAAUACGCUUUUUGCACAACACGCACAGUUCAAUCUGACCGAAAACCAUCUCUGGCUUUCGCUAAUGAUCCGUCCUGAGAGAAGUCCGUUCAGUAGGGUACAGCGAUUAUCAUGUUUGAUGGCUUUGUUGUUCUUGACAAUGAUUGCGAACGCAAUGUUCUUUAAAUCUUCUUCUGAAGACCAAACUGCCAGUGGGAAUGAAGUCCAAAUCGGUUUCCUCCGGUUUUCACUGUCAACCGUUUACGUAUCUUUUAUUGGAAUUGCCUUGACUACUCCACCGAUUAUGUUCGUAACAAUGGUAUUCAAAAAAUGCAGACCAAAGGUUGAGUUAAACCACAAAAACAAGGAAACGGCAGAAAAGCUUGAUAAAAAAGUCAAAGGAAACAUGAAAAAGGAACUGGACAAACGAGCAUUUAAUGGGGAGGACUUCUUCACAAAAGACCACCUUCCGCUGCCCUAUUGGAUGGCGUACGUCGCUUGGGUAGUAGUUUGGUUGGCUGUGAUCACGUCGGCUUUCUUCCUCAUCCUGUAUAGUAUGGAAUGGGGAAAACCAAAGGCAGAGGAGUGGCUUUCCUCGUUCUUCUUCUCUUUCUUUGAAUCGUUGAUAUGCGUUGAUCCAUUAAAGGUAAUAAUAAUAGCCGUCUUGUUGGCGAUGCUUUUCAAACAACCAGCUGAUGGAGAAACGCCGGGAAUGGAUUUGAAGAAGUUGAAAUCUGCAGCAUCACAGUACAAUUCCGGCUCAGAGAGAAGUUACAUGGCAUUCGUCAAUGGUAUAUUUAACAAGUCAGAACCACCGCCGCAGUCAGACUUAGAAAAGCUCAGAGAGAAGAGGAAACAAGAGUUAAAGGCUCAGGAGGCACUGAUGAAUCUCAUCUUCUAUGCAAUCUUUAUGUUUAUUAUAUACAGUAUAAGCUACAUUGAGCGGGACCAUAGAUCUUUCUUCAUGAAGACCAAUGUUGAAAACUACUUGGUCGGCGAUGGUUAUGGACAAUUUGGUUUCAAGGGGAUCAACAAAACAAAGGAUUUCUAUACGUGGAUGCAAAAAACUUUCAUUCCUACCUACUAUCCCGAAACUCAGUAUUCUGGAGCCAGUCUCGGCGAGCAGGAUAAGAGGUAUUUUGGCGAUCUGUCAAGCAUCCGAGUUGGACCAGGUCGUCUAAGACAAGUGCGCAUGGGCAAAGGGGAGUGUAUUUACCACAAACUGACCUGGCCUUACUACUGUGUGAAUUACUAUGAUAUGUACCAGGAGGACGAAAAAGAAUACUGCUUGGGCUGGAAAACGUAUAACGCGACUGCGUGCGACACUGUUCAAUACAAGUCUCUUUUCCAGACAUUCGAAGCCUGGAGAUACACUAAAUCUAUUGACAUAUGGGGCCUACCACUUACAGGGGAGUACAACACAUAUGGGGGUGGUGGAUACAUACUAAAACUACCCAAAACCAGAUUGCAGGCACAGAAUCUGAUGAGUGAACUGAACACCUUCAACUGGAUUGACAGAGGCACUCGAGCCAUUUUGGUUGAAUUUACCCUCUAUAACCCGAAUGCCAACCUGUUUACAUACGUCACAUAUAUAACAGAGGUGACAGAAAUGGGCGGCUCCUUCACGUGGACAGAAACGAAUCCAUUCAGGCCAAUGGUGUCUUUAAAUGCGAUGGGAACGUUUGCUAUCAUCUGCUAUUGUAUAUACGUUCUCUACCAGCUAGUUCUCACAUACGAGACGAUUAAGGGGCUUAAAAAGGACGGAUGCUGCAAGUACUUCAGAGUAGUCUGGAAUAGCGUGGAUACAGUAUGUUUGUUUUUAGGAUAUGCAGCUAUAUCCAUAUUCAUAAUUAGACUAAUUAACACCAAUCAGGCGAUGGAUCAAUUUUACGAUGACAAACUUACUGGAGCAAACAGUUUCAUCAAUUUCUUUCACAUUGUCGUCUGGGACAUGCUGUUUAACAUCAUAAUGGCCAUCCUUGUAUUUAUCGCAUCGUUGAGAAUCCUGCGGAUCUUGGGCUACAACCAAAAACUGACUGAAAUCAUAACCGUGGUCUCUAAUGCAGCAACUGAAAUCAUUGGAUUCGGGUUCGUUUUUGGAAUCGUGUUCGGGGCAUAUGUAAUAUUCGGGUAUCUUAUAUUUGGACGCACUCUUUACGAAUACAGAAGUAUAUUCACGUCUUGGGGGACUCUCACCAACGCCCUGAUCGGGAAGAACAGCCUGGAUACAAUGAUGAUGGCAGCACCACAACUUGCACAGUUUUACUACUUCACUUACGUAUUCUGUGUCCUCUUCACCCUCAUUACAAUGUUUGCCGCCAUACUUAACAAAAGUAUAACUGAUGUCCGGGGUGACGCGAACAAGAAGGGAGACCUGUUCGGUAUCGUCGAUAUGUUGACCAAGUCCUUUAAAGAUUUAGUUGGCAUUGCAUACAAGUCAGAAGCACCUGCAUCGAAAAGAGCCGAGGCAAAGAAAAAGUACAUGCAGAGUAUUGGCCUCAAUCCGAAGUUUGACACUCAAAACAUUCUAAGGCUUGUGCGCACCACGCUCGAUGAAGUCAACGACGGACAGGGUUUUAAACGAGUGAACACCAGCAAGGGAGAUAUUAACUCGGAAGACCUCCUUAUGAAACGCCUUGAUCCACAAACACCGAAUAGAUCGAACUCAAGGAUCUCGGGGGCCGAGACCCCAAGAGACAUCAGCCUCGUUUUCAAUGACGCAAAGUGUUAAGAGAAAAAAUAGACAUUACAAUGCAAAUCACAUGAAUGUAAAUCGGUAGAGUUUGCAUCUCAUUUUUCUAUGUGAAAGGGCACGUGUUAUUUAUUCUGUUUUAGAAAUUAUAUAUGAAUUGAUGUUAUACAUUAGUUGUCUAAAACAACAUGUUUUUAUAUAAACCAUCUGAUCGUUUUUAAACAAAAUUCAAAACCAACUGAUAUAUUAAGGUAAAUAUAAAUCAUUUUUUCAACUUGCAUAAGCGAGUAGACUUAUUCAAUGAAAUGUAAAUAAAAACACUUUCUGGAACCAUCAUAUUCACUGAGGUAUUUAAUUGUAUAAUAUUUAAUAAAACUUGAAUUAUUAAAAAUGACCAAAAUAUUUUGGGCCUGAAAUUUAUCAAAUGUACUUAUUCAGUUUUUUGUACACGUAGUAUGUUUUACAGUCUUGAAGUAUAUAAAUGUAUGCUAAAAAAGAAAGAAAUCAUGGUUUUAGUACUUUAAAUAAUUGAAAUUUAGUCUUUGCCUAGUUCAAUUCUUCGUAGCACUCUUUACAACACUUGUUUAUCAAACUGUCACUGGCGCAUAAAUACAACGCUUUCUUCUUCAUCUCCAACCAUUCUCGUCAACGUAGGCACUUUGUUUUGAAUUUAAAAAAAAAAAUUAUUUUAGCCAGUGAGAGUUCUUGAUAAGCAUACGAAGAUUUUGUUUUGUUAUCAACAUGAAUUUUGUUAAAAUCUUGAAACACAGUCUGUGAUAUGAUGAAUGUAUGAUACAUAGUUUUAAAUAAAUAAAAAAAGUCCAA